Molecule: messenger RNA, 1002 nt
Organism: Naegleria gruberi
Lineage: Eukaryota; Heterolobosea; Eutetramitea; Acrasida; Naegleriidae
Exons: 1
Coding region: 1-1002 (333 amino acids)
Source: RefSeq, a predicted model, not a curated record
AUGGAACGCAUUGAUUUGAAUCAAACUUCUUGUGCGGAGGCACAAAGUAGAAAUGAUGUGCAACAACAAAAUAAUCAUCAACAGACUGCAGCAAUGGAUAAUAAUGAGAAUACAACAACAAUAGAAGAAUCCUUUAAAAUAAUUUCUAGUUCCAACACUAAUGUUAUCAUUGAUAAGGAUUUAUUGGUUAGGCUUCAUCACUUUUAUACUAGUCUGGAAUCAAGUACUCACAUUCAACAGGAGGAUUUUAACAUUCUUUUAUUCGGAACAAGAAAACACACAUAUCAAAAUCAAAAUAUUUAUAUUGAAUCUUUUAAAAUUAUUUAUGAUGAAAAUAUAUUAAUUGAUUACAUUUCCAAGCACAAGGAUGGAAAUUUACAAUUGUUGGGAUUUUCUAUGAAUUUUGACAAUUUUGAUUAUGAUUUACAGGGAAAGAUAAAGAAACAGUUUCAAAAAUUCCACUAUAUGGUAUUAAAGCACUGUAUUUUACAAAGAUAUUCCGGAGGUAAACAUAAGAAUAUUUUGGAAAAGUAUAUUGGAUUGAAUAUCAAGUCGUUUGUACAGAAUCAAGUUUAUGGAGGAGAUAGUGAAGUUUUUGUUCAAUUAUUAGCAUAUUAUACCAAAGUAUUCUCACCAUAUUUGAAAAAUGAAUAUAUUGAUACAAUAUGUGCAAAUGCCUUGUUGGAUCAAUCAGAAAACUUUGAAUGUAAAAUAACAUAUAGACAAGAUAUUAAUUUAACUGUAAUUGCUGGUCAAUCAUCACAAUUUGGAAAUCAUUUUCCAUCCAUUUCAGAAUCUAAUAAUUCUUCUGGAGUAGAUGAGUGUAUGAAUCAUGUAUUUAUAGAAAAUAAUAACAUUCCUUACCUGGAAGGUUGGAUUAAUGAUCAAUUGACCAAUGAAAACUCCUCUGAAAUAUUAAAACUCUUGAAGGAAUAUGAGGAAUUGGAAAAAUUUAACAGCUCUCUAAGGGAAGAGCUUUAUUUGGUUGAACAAGAGGAAUAA